UGAUGAUGGGAGCUUUUUGUAGUUCAUCACUGGGGCUCCUCAUUGCACGACUGUGAGUGCAGCCUCUUAACGCCAGGAUUGAUGCCUCUGGUGGCUUUUCAGUGAGGGGGGACACAAGUGGACAGCAGGCCUUCAGCUCAUAGCCUCUCCCUGGCCUGUAGGAGAGAAUCCUUUUGGUCCAAAAUAUAUGAAUAUACCAGCACGCGUCCGUUCAUCUUCUGAAGAAAACAGCCCAAAAAUGUCCAGACGAAAAGUGAGGGGCCUGACCCGUACAGGUCGACAGGUCAGCGAAGACCCAGACCUGGAAAACCUGCUGUCCACCCUCUCUCCUGAGGAGGUGGAAGAGCUGGAUAAAGACCUGAGGAAUGUUCCAGACAUCAGCCCAGAGGAUGGAAAGAUCAUCAUCCAAGGGGAGAGCCAUCCUUCACAGCCACCUCGGAGCAACAACGUCCGGGACACCGAAGGGCGAAGCGACAGCAAGGGGAGGCUCAGUCAGAGGGAGCCAUCAUUUGAGGGGGAACCAAAGAAGGAGAGCCGGAAGCAGGAGUACCUGAGGAAGAUGGGCCUCAGCCAGGAGGGGAACGAUGACAUGAAAGCAGCGGUGCGAAGACAACCAAGUUUCACAAGUGACAGAGAUGUCAAGGUUAAGGACAGAAACAGCAGAGGUUUUGAUAAUGUGAAAGAAGAGAAGAGCUGGCGUUCAAGUAGAUACAGGAAACAAGAAGACACAGAAAGUGACACAAAGGAGGAGGUUAAUGAGAAAGACGAUUAUAGGCUAAGAGGCAGAAGAGAAAACAGAGAUAGCACAGGCGGCAAAACAAAGGACAUGAUCUCCAAGUUACAAGACAAAAAGAACGAGGGCAAAGAAAAGGACAGGAAAGAGGAGUGCAGGAAAAGAGAUGACAACAAAACCAAAGACAUUAUCUCAAAGUUUCGUGAAAAAAGCGAGAAUGACGCAGGAAAAGAAAGGGAAAGGAAACCGGAGAACAUCAGGACGCAGGGGCUCGUUUCCAAAAUGGUGGAGAAGCAGAGCAAGGCAGCAGAGAGUCAAACAACUCAGGAGAGUAAAAAAGAUGAAAACAAGCUGAGAGCCGAGGAGAAAACCUACCCUGAUGUUAAACUCCAGAGGCAGGUGUCUGAGAAGGCUGAGGUGCAGGCGAAACGGGACAAGCCAGAAAACAGAAGUGAUCGGGAGGAGCUGGUUAACCACAGCGACCACGUGAAAGAGAAAUAUCCCAAGAUUAGUAAAGACUUGAAAACUGAGGAGAAAAGGGAAAACAAUGACACACAAAGAAAACUUAUAAACACUGAAGAAACGGAAAAAGUUGGUAACUGCGUGGCCAAAAGCAGCUCAAACAGCAAGCCGAAGAAGGAAGAGGAGGAUGACGAAGAUUCCAGCAUGUUCGAUGAGUUGAUGCAGCAGGUUGGAAGCGACGACCCCUCCCUCACUGAGCUCAAUGUCAACAACUCUGAGGUCAUCAAGACGAAAACGCUCAUGGAGUUUGCAGAAGUUUUGCACAACAACACUCACGUUAAGACGUUCGCUCUGGCUAACUGUCGCGCCGACGACCAUGUGGCCUACGCCAUAGCCGGCAUGCUGCGCAGCAACAAGACCAUCACCAGCAUCAACCUCGACUCCAACCAUCUCACCGGCAAGGGCAUCCUGUCCCUAAUCCAGUCGCUGCAGCACAACUCCACUCUGACCGAGCUUCGCUUCCAAAACCAACGCCACAUCUGUGGCGGCAAGACGGAGAUGGAGAUGGUGAAGAUCCUGAAAGAAAACGCCACCCUGCUCAAACUGGGCUACCACUUUGAGUUAGCCGGACCCAGGAUGACCACGACAAACAUACUGAGUCGCAACAUGGACAGACAGAGGCAGAGGCGCCUGCAAGAGCAGAAGAUGGCGCAGGCAAAUGGGGAGAAGAAGUGGGCACUGGAGGUGCCCAAAACUGGAGGUGGAGGAUCUCUGAGGAGUACGCCAAAAUCCUCCCCCAAACCAUCUCCCAUUCCCUCACCUAUGCCUUCACCAAAGCUGACACCCAGAAGAGGAGCUGGAGGGCCAGCUCCGCCACCACCUCCGCCCCCUCCUGGGGGUGGGCCCCCACCUCCUCCACCUCCAAUGCUGGAUGGCGACCGCCCAGGUGGUACCAAGAACUCAAGGGACCAACUGCUAGCCUCUAUCAGAGGAAGCAAUAUGAAACAGCUGAAGAAGGUGCCCGUACCAAAGUGGCUACAGUAAAAGACCUUCUGAUGGAGAAGAAAAAGAAGGGGACAACAUACAUCUCACUGCAGGUUUUCUUGGAGAUGAGCUCCUGCGGCUGGUUGAAGAGUCGCUC
Molecule: messenger RNA, 2336 nt
Organism: Nematolebias whitei (Rio pearlfish)
Lineage: Eukaryota; Metazoa; Chordata; Actinopteri; Cyprinodontiformes; Rivulidae
Gene: lmod1b
Product: leiomodin 1b (smooth muscle)
Exons: 3
Coding region: 188-2239 (683 amino acids)
Biological process (GO): muscle contraction; pointed-end actin filament capping; myofibril assembly
Cellular component (GO): striated muscle thin filament; myofibril
Molecular function (GO): tropomyosin binding; actin binding
Source: RefSeq, a predicted model, not a curated record